Molecule: messenger RNA, 3642 nt
Organism: Macrobrachium nipponense
Lineage: Eukaryota; Metazoa; Arthropoda; Malacostraca; Decapoda; Palaemonidae
Exons: 21
Coding region: 122-2248 (708 amino acids)
Source: RefSeq, a predicted model, not a curated record
GUGGGAUUUGGCAACACUGCGAGUUGCGUUUGUCACGCCAAGGUACCUUUCACUUUGUUUGCGAAUUGUGUCAGCUAUGUGGUAUGUAUUGUUUUUGGUGUCAUAGUGAUGGUUUGGAAAAAUGACUAAUGCAGGAGAUAUGAACCCAGCCAUGAUGACCUCAGAUUGUAGCUUAUCAGAAACUGACUUCAGUGACAUCACAGCAGCAGUAGAAUCCAUAGAAGGAGUAUUUAAGCAGGCUAAAUGGGUUCAUGAAAAGUGUGUUGGAAAGAGAGGUGAAUGGACAACAAAACUCUCAAGUGCUGAGUCAGAGGUCCACCAAGCUGUUCAUGAGCAAUUCGGUAAAGCAUUAUCAUAUCUGGAACUUUUGGAAGACCAGUUUAAAACGGAAAUAAGUGAAGUCUUCAGUAAGAGACGGGUGAUGAUUGAAGAAAAACUAGAUGAGAUUGAUUCUCUACAAACUUAUCUUAGCAGAGUCAUGUUUACUACCAUGGGACGAAUCAAAGCUGCCAAGGAAUGUAAAGACCUACCUUUCCAAGAGGCCAACACAUUGCUAGAUAUCGCAGGAAAAAUUAUGAUGGAGAUUAAAAGUGUUGAAGUUGUACCAAAAAUCACCUUCCACAAAGCUGAAGAGUUCUUUAAUGAUGAAAAUCUGCCGAGAUUUGGAUAUUUAGCAACGCUGGAAGUAUUGCCACACCAAGUUGUUUUACUUUAUCCUAACAACAUUGUUUGUGGGCCAGUAGUAUUUGUUGUUCAGGUUCCUCAGACAAGGUUUAUGAAGACACUUACCAAGUCAAUAGAGAGUACAAUUCAAGUAGGUGAGAGAGAUCCUGAAAAUCUAAGGGUGUAUCAGCGUAAUAACAACCUAGAAAUAGUCCUGAAUGUUGAGAACAAGGAAACCCACGUUCUUAGUGUAAAGCUUUACCAUCAACAUGUAGUGGGUAGUCCAUUCAUGUUUCACCCAACAUCUAACAAACUACUACCUGAAGACGUGAAAAACGAAAGUAGUGCAUCUCAUCCACUUCGUGAAGAUUUUGAUUGGGUGACAGACUCCACUUCUGAAGAAGAAGAAUUUCUUUCGAUGACAGAGGAAAUCCUCAGGAAUCAGAUGUCUUGUACUGGGAUUAGAAUGGCAAGAAAAUCUCUCUUAGGAAAAAAACAGAACCUUAUAAGGAAAAGAGUUAAAUCAGAGGAACUGAUGGAUAUGUGUAGAAAAGAGAAAGUAUCUCAUAGAUUUACUUCAUGGCAAGCACCUACUGUUGAAGCAGACAUUGAGAAUCCUGCUAACCAUGAAGGCAAAGUAGACCAGUUUACUAAUGGGAACAUUGCUGAUGAUGAAGAUGAUUAUGAAGAAAAAACACUUGCAGCUAUGAUCUCCAAUAAACAGAGUGAUGACAUAAUGCAUAAACCUACUCGGAAAGCUGUGAAAUUAAGCAAGCCACUUCGCAGGCCUAGGCUACCAGCUUGUCUUACAAAUGUACCUGGUUGUUUUACAUAUACAGAUGAAUUAGUUGGAGAACAGCAUGAGAGUUCACAAGAGUUAACAGAGAGCAGAGAAAAUGCAGAUGAUUUUUGCAAAGCUGAGAAAAAAAAUGAAAUGGCUAUGACCCAUCAAAGUGAACAUUUCAGUAAGUUGAUCGAAGACUUAUCUGACAAGGAAGAGGAAUAUAAUGUUGAACUUGAGAAUGGAUCAGCAAGAGUUAGCAACAAGUAUUGUUUUAUGGGCGAAACUUGUUUUCAUCAAAAAAUCAUUGGUGUGUGCACAAGCAGACAAGAUGACUGGAGGAAUGCCAGUGAGGACGAGACCUUCAAUUAUAUGCUGUCUCAAAUCAGUUUGUUUCCAGGAAAGCAAAGGAACAUGGAAGACAAAGCUAACAAAGUCCAAUUGGAAAGUCAGCAAGAUGAUGAUGAUGAUGAUGAUUAUGAAACAGAGAGACAGGUCUUGAAUGAUUGCCCGCACAGUUUGUCAGCAGAAUUGGUUUAUAUUGCUUAUGGGCCACCGGAUGAUUCUCUUUUCAAGCCUAUUGGUGUAGCAGAAUUACAAGAUGGAAAAGUGGUGGUGGCUGAUACAUUUAAUGAUCGAAUUGCCCUCUUUGAUAGCAGUGGAGAGUUUAUUAAAUAUUUCAGGACUCAAAGUAUGCGUCGACCCUCGGCGUUGUUGCCCUUCAGAAUGGUAGAUAUGCUGUUAAAGAUUCACAUAGCAUCACCAUAUUUUCAAAUGAUGAGUGUUCUGAUAACACGGUUAUGACUGGAUUGAGGAACCCAUAUGGUCUGACCCUGAAUGGUAAUGGAGAUCUUAUGACAGUUCAAUCAACAAUACCUGGGUGUGUGGAGGUACUGACCAUCAGCCCAGAGUCUGGGAAGAUUAUAAAACAGUUGAAAAUAGAGCUGUGUUCUCCAUUAGAAGGUCAACGGCUUCUAAGUAAACCAAGGUUCAUCAGUUAUCAAAAGGAAGAUAGACUUUUAAUUGUGGACUUGGGCCUAAACUGCAUCAAUGUUGUAGAUAUGAAAAGUGGCAAACUUCUGUUUGUUUUUGGAGAAAAAGGGAAACAGCCUGGCCAGCUUUUAGAUCCUUCAGGGAUAGCAUGUGACAUCGAUGGAUACAUUUUAGUUGGAGAUAGUCGAAAUCAUAGAGUGCAGAUUUUUGACUCCGAUGGUAAUUUUGUGUGCGUAUUGACCACGAGCACUAAACUCUCUCGUCCUUCAGGAAUGUGUUUGACACCUGAUGGACACUUGUACAUUCUCAAUUAUUGGGAUAAUUCACUUGCUAAGUACACUAUACAAAACUAAUUGUAAUAAAUAUUAAACCAAGUUGUCAUUGUUUAAUGCUUGCAAAAAGCCAUGCCCCAAUGUGUUAGUUUUUAACAAUCCUUGUCAUAAUUGCAAAGCAUAUAAAAAUAAACAUUUCAUAAGUGUCAACAACUUUGCAGGUUAAACUUUGUUCCCCUCAUAUGUCAAAGUCAAAUCUUACAUUUUUGUAACAGGUAGGGUUUAGUUAUUUGCACAUUGCUUUUUGUUGUUGAUUUUGUAAUGUAUGUGCUCUUGAGAAUGUAACCUUCAAGGACAAAAUUAUUAUUUGAUGGCAAAUAAUAAUUGUAAAUGAGUAGUAUUUGUUUGCAUAAAGUAACAUAUCUUUAUUAUAAGUGAAAAGUUACUUACAUCUUUGUUGAAGUUUGUGAAAAGGAACAAUAACUUGCAUCUUCUAGUUAUUAUUUAGGGGCACCGAUGUAUCCGUAGUGUUAAUUUACAGUAUGUUUGUGAAGUGUAACAGUGAAAGCAGUUAUUUAUAGUAGUAUAAUUGUAAUUAUAAAAGACAUGAAUUGUUUGAUAGUUUAGAGCUAUAGUUCUAAUAAGCUGUAUAAAAUAAAAGACACAGGGUAGCAUCUUACAUUCUCUUCAUUUCAGAGUAUGGUAAUGAAUUCAUAUUGUGGCCUUUAUAGUAGCGUUGUUUGGCUUGGCUUAAUGAAAAAAUUACAUGGACAAGCUUAUGUUUUUAAAGGAAUAAGGAUUUAGUCUUAAACAAAAAAGUUGUUUUAUUCAAGUAUCAGUUUUUCCUCUUUUUCUCAAUUUUAAUUUUAAUUUUUUUUUUGUAGAAUUGGAAUUCUAGUUCAUUUAUCCUUUGAGGAACAUGCCUUUGUAAUU